Notolabrus celidotus (New Zealand spotty) is the source of this 1200-nucleotide messenger RNA. Its product is annotated as CDGSH iron-sulfur domain-containing protein 3, mitochondrial-like. NCBI's taxonomy places the organism in Eukaryota, Metazoa, Chordata, Actinopteri, Labriformes, Labridae. Gene Ontology annotation, cellular component: intracellular membrane-bounded organelle. Gene Ontology annotation, molecular function: 2 iron, 2 sulfur cluster binding. The transcript has 3 exons. Bases 248 to 637 code for a protein of 129 amino acids. The record is from RefSeq and is a predicted model, not a curated record.
CAAUACAGGAAGUGAUUUUAGCUGUCACCUUGGUCAGCUCAUCUGUUGGGCUGUGAAAUGUGCAGGCUGUUGUCUUGCACUGUCGUUACAUGGAACAAGUUUUUCAGUGUUUAAAUUACUGUGUUUUCGGUAACUCUUAUGCGAUUUGAUAAUUAUUAGAACACAUUGCCGUUGAUUGAAACACGCGACUCCAGAGGCAGCUAACGUUGGUGAGUUUGUCUAAAAGUUGAGCCUGCUGUCUGAAAACAUGAACACUUUGGUGACUAGAUUAGAGCACAGAUGGAUCAGUUUAACCCUGGGACAGCCUUGGAUAACAGCCAUGGGAUCCAAGAUCCAGCUCUCCACACUCCCUCCUCCAGAACCUGUCAUCCCCUCUAAGAAGCCGUUCAGAGUUGAGCUGGUUGGUGGAAAACGUUACUCAUGGUGCACAUGUGGACACAGUAAGAAACAGCCUUUCUGUGAUGGAGCCCACAAAAUGAAAGCCCAGGGUUUAUCCCCGCUGCGCUUUGUCCCUGAGAAGGACUCCACAGUUUGGUUGUGUGGCUGCAAGUACACCAAGAACCCACCUUACUGUGACGGCACGCACAAGCAAGACUUCAUUGUAUCUGCCCCGCUACAUGAACCAACCGACUCCUGAGCACAAACCAGCACAUGUGGACUGAACAACCUGGUGUGUUUUUGAACCUUCUGUCUUGUCAGUUUUUUACCUGACAGGGAAGAUAGAAGUGGACACAGCACUCAGCUUAUUCAUCACUUUCUUUCCCAUGUUGUAGACACUGCUGCUUGAUGAUGGGUUGGCUGAGGAUAGCCUCGAUCAGCCAUUGGCCAUUGUAGGGUUGUUGCAAAUACAUGUACAUCACUGAAUGCAUAAAGAACUUUAGCAUGGGAUGUGAUAUUAUUAUGAAUACGAUUUCAAGAAUCUAGAAGAUGGGUUUGCUGGAGAAAACACUACAUGUAUAUGUUUUAUUCUGUGAAGUGUGUGCAUGAAGCAAUAUUUAUCUAGUUUGCUAAACUGUGACACAAUCGGAGGGAAGUUGUGACGGUGCAGACUCUCCAGAAGCAAAAAUCUGUCAAGACCUCACUGUAAACCUGGACACUUGAUAAAAAAUGCCAUAUUGUCUUUUCUCUAGACUUAUGAGGGAUAUAUUUCCAUUCUUCUGUUCAUUAAUUUAACAAAUAAACUAUAAGUGAGUUGCCAGA